UGUGGGACAGUGCCAACAUGGCGGCGCCCUGGCCCCAGAACUGAGAACGCUGUUCUGAAGUGUCGUGACGAUUCUGCUUGUUGCUGGUGCUCACGUUUACCUAAAACAGACAUCCCAGUACGUUGUUUUUGAGUGCUGCCCAAGGAAUCUGUUAAGGCGCCCCCGCCACGGAGAGACGGCCUUGAGGACAUGGGCCUCAGCGGACACCGCUGAAGGGGUCGUAACGAGGAGACACGGGUGAAGCGAACCGAGAACGAGAGGAGUUGGGCCGGUGGAGCCCUUUUCCUGCUCCUUCCCAGCAUGCGAUAAACUAAGACGAGGCUUUGCUUUGUGGCCUCAAUGAGGAUGGACACCGAGCUGAUUCACUCUCCGGCCCUGGGCCUCGGGGACGAGGAGGAGGCGGACAUGGCGGACUGGAACCUGCCGCUGACUUUCAUGAAGAAGCGGCACAGCGAGAAGAUCGAAGGCUCCAAAGCUCUUGCUCAGAGCUGGAGAAUGAAGGAUCGGAUGAAGACCGUUAGUGUUGCCCUGGUUCUGUGUCUCAAUGUUGGAGUGGACCCUCCUGAUGUGGUAAAGACCUCUCCUUGUGCCAGGCUUGAGUGCUGGAUUGAUCCUCUGUCAAUGAGCCCCCAGAAGGCACUGGAGACUAUAGGAGCUAACCUACAGAAGCAAUAUGAGAAUUGGCAGCCACGGGCUCGCUACAAGCAGAGUCUGGACCCCACAGUUGAUGAGGUAAAGAAACUCUGCAUGUCUCUUCGCCGUAAUGCCAAGGAAGAACGGGUGUUGUUCCAUUACAAUGGACAUGGUGUGCCUCGGCCCACUGUAAAUGGAGAAAUCUGGGUCUUCAACAAGAACUACACCCAGUAUAUCCCACUGUCCAUCUAUGACUUACAGACCUGGAUGGGCAGCCCGUCCAUUUUCGUUUAUGACUGCUCCAACGCUGGCAUCAUUGUCAAGUCCUUCAAGCAGUUUGCCCUGCAGCGAGAGCAGGAGCUGGAGGUUGCUGCUAUCAAUCCAAAUCAUCCCUUAGCUCAGAUGCCCCUACCUCCUUCGAUGAAGAAUUGUAUCCAACUGGCAGCCUGUGAGGCCAGUGAGCUGCUUCCUAUGAACCCUGACCUUCCAGCUGACCUAUUUACCUCCUGCUUGACCACACCCAUCAAGAUAGCAUUGCGCUGGUUCUGCAUGCAGAAGAGUGCCAAACUUGUACCUGGAGUGACACUGGACCUGAUAGAGAAGAUUCCUGGACGGCUGAAUGACAGGCGGACACCAUUAGGGGAGCUGAACUGGAUCUUCACAGCAAUUACUGACACAAUUGCCUGGAAUGUGCUGCCCCGAGAUCUUUUUCAGAAGCUGUUUCGUCAGGACCUGUUAGUUGCCAGCUUGUUCCGUAAUUUCCUGUUGGCAGAGAGAAUUAUGAGAUCAUACAAUUGCACACCAGUGAGCAGCCCGCGCUUGCCGCCAACCUACAUGCAUGCUAUGUGGCAGGCAUGGGAUCUAGCGGUUGACAUCUGUUUGUCUCAGUUGCCCACCAUUAUCAAGGAAGGAACAGCUUUCAGACACAGCCCCUUCUUUGCAGAGCAGCUUACUGCCUUCCAGGUUUGGUUGACCAUGGGAGUUGAGAAUAGGAAUCCUCCAGAACAACUGCCCAUUGUCCUACAGGUCCUGCUGAGCCAAGUUCACCGCCUUCGAGCAUUAGACCUGCUUGGUCGCUUCUUGGAUCUAGGGCCCUGGGCUGUCAGUCUGGCACUCAGUGUUGGGAUCUUCCCUUACGUUCUCAAACUCCUGCAGAGUUCAGCACGGGAACUGCGGCCACUGCUUGUUUUCAUCUGGGCCAAAAUCCUGGCUGUGGACAGCUCCUGCCAAGCAGACCUGGUGAAGGACAAUGGACACAAGUACUUCUUGUCUGUCCUGGCUGACCCUUACAUGCCAGCUGAGCACAGAACCAUGGCAGCUUUCAUCUUGGCAGUUAUUGUCAACAGUUACAAUACGGGGCAAGAGGCCUGUCUGCAAGGAAAUCUGAUUGCUAUCUGCCUAGAACAACUAAAUGACCCACACCCCCUGUUACGACAGUGGGUAGCAAUCUGCCUUGGACGGAUCUGGCAGAACUUUGACUCGGCCCGCUGGUGUGGUGUACGAGACAGUGCCCAUGAGAAGCUCUACAGCUUGCUUUCUGAUCCCAUUCCUGAGGUUCGCUGUGCUGCAGUUUUUGCUCUUGGCACCUUUGUGGGAAACUCUGGUGAACGGACAGAUCACUCAACUACAAUUGACCACAAUGUAGCUAUGAUGCUAGCACAACUUAUCAAUGAUGGCAGUCCGGUGGUUCGCAAAGAGCUGGUUGUGGCUCUGAGUCAUCUAGUGGUCCAGUAUGAGAGCAAUUUUUGCACUGUGGCUCUCCAGUUUAUGGAAGAGGAGCGCAGCUAUGCUGUGCAUUCACCAGCCAACAACACAGAGCCAGGAACUUUGACUCCUGUAAAGGACACGUCUGCCAUUCCACGUCUGCGCUCGGUCAGCUCUUAUGGGAACAUCCGUGCUGCUGCCUCAGCUCGCAGCCUAAAUAAGAGCCUUCAGAAUCUGAACCUUAGUGAUGAAGGAGUCCCUGUUGCCUUCUCUCCUGGCAACCUGAGUACAAGCAGCAGUGCCAGCAGUACACUGGGCAGCCCAGAUAAUGAUGAGUACAUUUUGUCCUUUGAGACCAUAGACAAAAUGAGGAGGGUUAGCUCUUACUCGUCUCUCAAUUCCCUGAUAGGUGUUUCUUUCAACAGUGUGUACACUCAAAUAUGGAGGGUGCUGCUUCACCUCGCAGCUGACCCUUUUCCAGAGGUGUCAGACCUGGCCAUGAAGGUCCUUAAUAGCAUUGCCUACAAGGCAACAAUGAAUGCCCGUCCUCAAAGGAUCUUGGACUCUGGCUCCCUCACCCAGUCUGCUCCAGCCAGUCCAACCAGUAAGGGAACACACAUUCACCAGGUGGGAGGCUCUCCACCAAUGCCCAGCACCAGCAGUUCCAGCCUGACUAACGAAGUACCAAAGCCCCCUGGGAGGGAGCUCCCCUGUGUCAGGCCGGCAUACACGCCCCCAGUGGGAGGGCAAGCACCACAUUCUCACCAGUUUCCUAGGACACGUAAAAUGUUUGAUAAAGGCCCAGAUCAGAUGGCUGAUGAUAAUGAGGAGGGAGUUGGACACCGGAACUUCAUCACAGCAGCUAUGCAGACGGGUCUGUGUGACUGGAGUGCCAAAUACUUUGCACAGCCUGUCAUGAAGAUUCCAGAGGAGCACGAUGUUGAGAGUCAGGUGCGCAAAGAGAGAGAGUGGCGAUUCCUCCGUAAUGCACGUGUGCGGCGCCAGAGCCAGCGCAUCAUACAAAGAGGUGUCACGCGGUUGGAUGACCAGAUUUUUAUCAAUAGGAACCCCGGAGUUCCUUCAGUGGUCAAGUUCCACCCUUUUAGCCCUUGUAUUGCUGUGGCGGAUAAAGACAGCAUCUGCUUCUGGGACUGGGAAAAGGGUGAGAAGUUGGACUAUUUCUACAAUGGAAACCCCCGCUAUACGAGGAUUACGGCAAUGGAGUACUUGAAUAGCCAUGACUGUUCCUUACUGCUCACAGCAACAGAUGAUGGUGCUCUCCGAGUAUGGAAGAACUUUGCAGAUCUGGAGAGGAAUCCCGAGAUGGUCACUGCCUGGCAGGGGCUCUCUGACAUGCUACCCACUACUAGAGCAGGUCUGGCUCGAAGAGUUUCUAUCUAUCUUGACCGCAGUAAGCAGGGAGGGGCAGGAAUGGUGGUAGACUGGGAGCAAGAGACUGGUAUGUUGAUGACUUCGGGAGAUGUACGCAUCAUACGCAUCUGGGACACAGAGAGAGAGAUGAAGAUUCAGGACAUCCCAACAGGUGCAGAUAGCUGUGUCACCAGCCUGUCUUGUGACUCCCAACAUUCCCUCAUAGCUGCAGGCUUGGGCGAUGGCUCAGUGAGGGUCUACGACAGAAGGAUGGGCCCAAAUGAAUGCAGAGUCAUGACCUAUCGUGAGCACAGUGCCUGGGUAGUCAAGGCACACCUACAGAGGCAGGUGGAGGGCAGCAUCAUCAGUGUCAGUGUCAAUGGAGAUGUGCGAUUCUUUGAACUAAGGAUGCCCGACUCUGUUAACGUACUACAGACGGUGAAAGGUCUGACAGCAUUAGAUAUCCACCCGCAAGCCAAUCUUUUUGCCUGUGGUUCCAUGAACCAGUUCAUUGCGGUGUACAACUCCACUGGUGAUGUCAUCAGUAACAUCAAGUACUAUGAUGGCUUCAUGGGCCAGCGCAUUGGGGCUAUUAGCUGCUUGGCCUUCCAUCCAUACUGGCCCCACUUGGCAGUUGGCAGCAACGACUACUACAUGUCCAUCUACUCUGCAGAGAAGAGGAUGAGAUAACAGAAGGGUUGGCAAUUCUGUCCACUGGGGCGGCUACUCCCCUCCUGUAUGUGUAUAUAAGUGCUUAUACAGAUUAGAGACGCAUCUUAGACAUGCCUGGGAUGUAAUGUCUUUUUAAAAUUUAUUUGAGCUUUCAGGAAAGCCUGUAUUUAAAUAUGUUCAACACUGACCUCCCCAACCCCCACCUGGCCAAGGAUGGCUGCUAUGAGCUUAAGACCACCUGCCAGGUGCUCGUUUGCUCUCCUCACUACACUGUCCUGCCUUGCAAGACAAGAGCGACAGCCCCCAUUGAAGGAUACGGAGGAAAUCAUCAAUGGGAGCUUCUGUUCACUGAGACGCCACCAUCAAAUCUGGGGUCUGACUGAUGGUCCUCCAAAAUACGUUUGUAACAUUCUGAGAAGAAAAAUAAAAUCUUCAGGUUUUCUCCACAA
Messenger RNA from Polypterus senegalus (gray bichir), 4829 nucleotides. RefSeq names its product regulatory associated protein of MTOR, complex 1 (gene rptor). The coding region runs from base 340 to 4398 and encodes 1352 amino acids. NCBI's taxonomy places the organism in Eukaryota, Metazoa, Chordata, Cladistia, Polypteriformes, Polypteridae. The record is from RefSeq and is a predicted model, not a curated record. Gene Ontology annotation, cellular component: TORC1 complex; cytoplasm. The transcript has 35 exons. Gene Ontology annotation, biological process: cellular response to starvation; positive regulation of cell growth; TORC1 signaling. Gene Ontology annotation, molecular function: protein binding; protein-macromolecule adaptor activity.